Messenger RNA from Dermacentor silvarum, 638 nucleotides. RefSeq names its product 2-Hydroxyacid oxidase 1-like. Bases 62 to 331 code for a protein of 89 amino acids. The transcript has 3 exons. Gene Ontology annotation, molecular function: oxidoreductase activity. The record is from RefSeq and is a predicted model, not a curated record. Lineage: Eukaryota; Metazoa; Arthropoda; Arachnida; Ixodida; Ixodidae.
GCCGCAUACACCUGUUUCAGAUUGACGUGUGCCUGAGAUCGUCACCGCUGUUGGUGACAAGAUGGAAAUAUACCUGGAUAGCGGAGUGCGUAAAGGUGCCGACGUGGUUAAGGCGCUCGCGCUAGGAGCUCGGGCAGUGUUCGUGGGACGGCCUGUGCUCUGGGGACUCGCAUGUGACGGCAAGCAAGGUGUCGACAGAGUGCUGCGCAUAUUGAGAGAGGAGCUCGAGCACACUAUGCGUCUUCUCGGUUGUUCCGGCACUAAGGACCUGUGCAAAGAAUUUGUCAUCAACAAGAAUCACCAUUCGCGACCAUUUCGAAGUACCUUAUAAGCGAGGAAGGCAUGGUUCAAGAGACUGCUCAGUUGUGCGGUCGUGUAUACGCUCCAAAUUUGGGAGAUAGCGGAAAGAGGUGACAUCGGACGUGCUUCUUUGAUUUUUCGUGGGUGUUACUGGGGGCCACGACGAGGAACGAUUUUCGUUUUCUUUCACAUUCUUUGUGUCUGUAUGCGUAUGUAUUCAACAACGUUCUUGAGAACCGAAACUUGCAAAGAUUUCGUAUUUGCCAAUAUAUGUAAUCGAUGAUACCAGAAAUUAUUGUUCAAGUGAAUAUGUACAUGAAUUUGUUGAAUAAAGAAUG